Messenger RNA from Elaeis guineensis (African oil palm), 1093 nucleotides. RefSeq lists its product as uncharacterized. NCBI's taxonomy places the organism in Eukaryota, Viridiplantae, Streptophyta, Magnoliopsida, Arecales, Arecaceae. The record is from RefSeq and is a predicted model, not a curated record. Gene Ontology annotation, cellular component: cytoplasm. Gene Ontology annotation, molecular function: protein phosphatase inhibitor activity.
UGUGAUCAGAACAAUCCAUCGAGUGCUUGUUCCCUUUCAGCCAGCCAAUUCAUGUGCUCGAGCGCGUUAUGUUGGUCUUAGCAUCGCCAGAGUUGUCACCUUUCUAUUAUUUCUUUCGAAUCUUAUCGUUGAGGGAUCUUGGAAACCCGCACGGGUCACGCUAAAUUGGGGAAAAAAAAGGAAAAUAAUAAAAAAUCUCCCAGCUUCUUCUUCUCCCAGAGUCCAUCCCCAACUCUCUUUUCCCCCUUUUCUCUCUCUCCCCGAUCCUUUGCAGGCUGAUUCUUCUUAUCGGAGCUGUCUUUGAAGGACAUUUGAGCACACUAUGUCCGACAUGAAGGCUGCUGAAGCCAGUGAGCAGUUAUCUACAGACAAUAAUGUCAAAGAGAAGGUUGAUGGGGAUGCUUCUGACGAGGGCCCUGUAAUCUUGGACCAAACUGAAGAGAAUGCCAUGCCAUCAUCCCAAGAGGAGGAGGAAGUAAUAAAGAAGAAAUAUGGAGGAAUGUUACUGAAAAAACCACCACUCAUAUCGAAGGACCAUGAACGUGCUUACUUUGAUUCUGCUGACUGGGCUUUAGGAAAGCAAGGAGGGCAACCUCACAAGCCCAAAGGACCCCUUGAGGCACUUCGGCCUAAAUUGCAGAACAAUUUUUUGAUGACUGGUUCUUUCAUUUCUAUUAGCCUACACGUCAACAACAAGUUCGUUCCCGCCGCUCAGUUUAUGCAUCUAGUGAUAAUGAAGAUGGUGGUAAUGCUGCUUCUGAGGAUGUGAACAACAAUAACAUGACCAACACUGAGAACAGCAGCAACCCAUAAUUGGAUGUUCUAGAGUGCUACUAUUGGCUAGCUUUCUAUUUUACUAGCUUUAUUCUUCUCUUACAAAUUGCAAUGAGUCCAUUUGUAGCUUCCACGAAUAAAUGGUGGUGAUGAUGAUAAUGUUAGCUUAUUUGAUACAAGAACUUAAUGCUCUAGUGUUGAUGGCAGCCAAGACCUGUGUUACUAGACUUGCAGCAUGUGAGGCUUUUUAGGCUUGGAAUGUAUCAUUUGAUAUAAUAAAUUCUAUAGAUGGCAUGGCAUUAAAAGUGCAUCCUACAAA